AUGAAUCUUGGACAAGGUGCCGAUGGGAACGAUCUCUGUCGACCUGUGAACGUCAGUUCCAGUAGGCCUGAAGUUCUUGUGUGGUACGUGCCCGGGGAUGGUGAUACGUGGCAGCACUACGACUGGACCAAGGUAACAACUGUGGCUGUACUGGAUGACAUACACAAUCGUGUGUCGCAGGACCUAGUGUGCUUUGCACACGCACACAGUGUGCGAGUUGUCUACGUUAUACAGUAUGGCUGCUGGGAGGCUGACUGUCCGUGGCUGCAGAACAGCACGGCGAGACAGUCGCUUGUCGCCGCCCUCGUUGCCAAAGUCGAGGCGGAGAAACUUGACGGCGUCAACGUGGACAUCGAGGGACUCAAUGCGUACCAGAGCCAGUUCACGGAGCUCAUUCAUUUGCUGGCGGCAGGAAUCCGUGGUGUGUGUCCUGUGUGUCAACUCUCAUUGGAUAUGCCCUAUAUCCCUAUGCCCGUCUACAGCUUUACCGGCUAUAACUGGUCUGCAUUGGCUGAGGCAGCGGACUUCCUCAUCACCAUGAACUAUGAUAUGAACGACUAUGGCAAGAGUGGCUUUGCGGAUGCCAACAGUCCGCUGUGGGCCACCAAACAAGCCAUGAAUUGCAUUCUCCAGCCAACGUUCGACCAGCACGUGCCGGCAAACAAAAUCGUCAUGGGCUUCCCGUGGUAUGCGUACUACUUCCGCUGCGACAACUCCACGCCGGCCGGCAUGGCGGAAGCAGUCAAGAACCCGUGCUACAGCAGUAAGCCGUUCUCCGAAUCUGCGUCACAGCAUUCGCUGGCUGAUGCGAUACUGAACAGAUUACCUCAUAGCUCCACUGGCCGCUUGUGGGAUAGCAACUCCGAGUGUCCUUACUUUGACUUCAUGGAUGGCACGGCGAGACACCGUGUGUGGUACGAUGACAAGCAGUCGAUAUCUGUGAAGUGCGAGUAUGCAGGGUCAUUAUCCGUGAGGGGGGUAGCCUUUUGGACGGCGAAUGUUGACUACGGUGUACCAAUGCCAUUGUCGCACGAACAGCUGGAGGCAACUAUGUGGAAUUCGAUUUCCUGGCCAAGGUGA
This is a messenger RNA of Sycon ciliatum, 1080 nucleotides long. RefSeq names its product di-N-acetylchitobiase-like. Lineage: Eukaryota; Metazoa; Porifera; Calcarea; Leucosolenida; Sycettidae. Bases 1 to 1080 code for a protein of 359 amino acids. The record is from RefSeq and is a predicted model, not a curated record. Gene Ontology annotation, biological process: oligosaccharide catabolic process. The transcript has a single exon. Gene Ontology annotation, molecular function: chitin binding.